This is a messenger RNA of Spodoptera frugiperda (fall armyworm), 6103 nucleotides long. RefSeq names its product vesicle-associated membrane protein-associated protein B (gene Vap33). The transcript is spliced from 8 exons. The record is from RefSeq and is a predicted model, not a curated record. Gene Ontology annotation, biological process: endoplasmic reticulum membrane organization. Lineage: Eukaryota; Metazoa; Arthropoda; Insecta; Lepidoptera; Noctuidae. Gene Ontology annotation, molecular function: FFAT motif binding. Gene Ontology annotation, cellular component: plasma membrane; endoplasmic reticulum membrane. Bases 128 to 964 code for a protein of 278 amino acids.
CAUGCGCAAUGCGCAUGUCGAAUUCGUCAUUCAUCGUUCGUUCGCUUUGGCCGACAUCGCGGAACGGUCAUUUUUUCGUGAUCUGCAUUUUUUUGCCAACGAGAUACUAAACUUAUAAUAAAACAAAAUGCCUAACCAGGUGUUAACUAUAGAGCCUCAAAACGAACUAAAAUUUAAGGUUGAUUAUUCAGGACUCUUCGAGUCAGGAUGCACCACGUACAUGCGAUUGACAAAUCCCUCAAAUGAUACGGUACUCUUCAAGAUAAAAACUACUGCACCAAAGAAGUACUGUGUACGUCCUAAUUCUGGCGUGCUUGAGCCAAACUCUAAAGUGGAAAUAGCGAUUACUCCACAGCCUGUGUAUGUGGACCCCAAUGAGAAACAUAAACAUAAGUUUAUGGUCCAAAGCGUGGUUGCUCCAGAGGGAAAGACCAAUAUUGAUCAAGUGUGGAAGGAAAUCAGCCCAGAUCAGUUGAUGGACUGCAAGUUGAAGUGCGUCUUUGAAUCUCCUCGUGGAACUAACUUGAAUGAUGCUGGUGAUAAUGUCGCUCAGAACGAAGUGACCAAGAAGCGUGUCGCGGUGGCGGAUGAGGCAAAGUCGUCGACAAAGGAUGCCGUAGAAGGUCUUAUCCAGAAUGAAGCAAAGCGGAAGGAUGAUGAUCACACUACUGGCGCGAAAACGACUUUGAUUUUCCCCAAGCCUGAGAACGCAGACACUGAUUUGCAAAAGGCGACCUUAGAAGUUAUUCUUUUGAGGGAGGAAGAAAGCAAAUUAAGACAUGAAAAUCUGCAACUAAAAGAGGAGCUGAUGCGCUUGCGCCAGUCCGCGGGCGGUGACGGUCGCAUGGCGCGCCCUCACUCGUACGGACCCGAAAAGAACGCACAGAUUGCACUGAUGCCUUGGGUCCUGACCGCCGUCGGCAUGGCGCUCCUCGGCAUUAUCAUCGGCAAGUUCCUUAUGUGAAUGGUCCCCUCAACCCCGCGGUGACCUUGACAUCGCCUCACAGAUACCGCUGUUACACCGCUCCCGAUGCAUCCCUCUCGCACAAGGCAGCUUAUAAUUUUUGUAGCAACCUCUCCAAAGCUUCCAUCGUGCCGUUCUUGUGUUCCUCUAAGAGUUUAAUAUCUAAGUUAGUGUAAUUCUCCGUUACACGAAUAUUUGUUUUGUUUAUGCAAUCACGCUUAUUGUUGUUUAUCCACGAAACUCGCCAAAACUAACUACCUGUACCUUUUAGUGUCAAGUUGUCAACAUAAAAUUCCAACUAAUGUUCUGUUACUUUCAAAAUAAUUAGGUAAACGAGUUAUUACUAUAUUCUUGAUAGAGUGCUUUUCCAAUUUCAAGGCAAACAAUGUGUUCCUGUUAGUUGUUUGUUAAUUUUAUGAAAAAAUGUAGCAAAUCCCUUUAAAAUAAAUGAUUGAAUUUUGUAUAUAUUCACAAGUUGAUAUAAGUACCUUCUUAAUAUUACCUCUUUGAAAUACUUCUAGUAUUUAUGCCAAGCCAUUCUUCCGAAGCUAUAAAUCGCCCUAAACUUGAAAUAUUAACCCUUUUCAAGAAAAUUGUUGUCAUAUUUCUACAUCCAGUUGUCCUGUGUGUAAAUGUGAGAUAGGUGCUUAAGGUUGCUUGCCGAAAGAUCGCUUAUUACGGCUAGUUUAUUAUACUCAGAACUUGAGACUUUAUUCUGUCUAUAUCAGCUGUUUAAAGUUGAUAGAGCCAGAAUUAUGCGUCAAGUCAGUUUUAUUUGUGAAUCAGUCCAUAAUCCACCUUUCGAGUCCCUGAGUUCUAUAUUGUUUAUAUCCCAGCCAUGCCCACGGUAAUACUAAAUAUUUUAGAUGUUGUUCAUUCACAUUUAUUGUAUUUUAAUGUUGCAACUUACAUAGAAUCUAGCAUAUUCACAUGUUAAUUUAUUAUAAGUAUCACUACUUUUUAUGUUAUACAAAACAUUAUUACAAUCGUCAUCUGUAUGAAAAGCAAUAAUAGGGUUAAGAUCACCGAGCUGACAAAUUAUUAGUUGUACCAGAUUAAAUAAUAAUAUGUAAGUUCAGAUGAUACACCAAAGGUGUGGAACUAUAGUGAGCACUUGUGUUAUUAUUGUCUACUAUACAUUACAUAUAUUUACAGCUACAUAAUAUAUUAGAGAGCGAGAAAACAAAUUUUAACAUGUUGUAUCUGUGCUCUUCUGAUAUAUAGAUAUAAAAUAAUUGUUGGUGAUAGAAGCUAGUAGUCUACUUGAUGUCAAUGUUUGGAAUUUGCAAGCUUGGUGAGAUUUUCCCGCGAAACUCUUGAUUCUAAUGUAUUAAGGUAACACCUACAAUCAAUAAUGUGAUAUAAAAAAUGCAAUGAGUAGUGUUAACAAAUCAUAUUCAUAUUUACAUAAUAAAGCAUUUUUAUAAACAGUGGUAAGAUGUCAGGGCAGUAGAUCGGUCAAUAGAUAUUAUAUUUAUCUAUUAUAAAAUAUUUUUUGCCUAGUUUAUUGAGUAAUGAUAAAGUUGUAACCGUGUUUCCUUGAUAAACUUUGGUGUUAACAAAUACUCUCCGAGACACCAAACCUAGUUCAAUGUGAACAUAGUUAAUAUUAAUUGCCAUUAAAAAUAAUUGUUUUGGCAAAACACCAAGAAUUAUCAAGAAGAGCGGGGUACUAAAUGCGGCUUGCCAAGUGUGCUUGUCGGCAUUUACUAAAUUGAUGAUAUGGAUAUAAAACUAGUGUAGUACACAUGAUGACAGCAAUAACUUCCAGCUUAUGUAUACAAAUAGCAAGGUGAUGUUGGAUAAAGUUGACAAAGUCGGAUUGGACGUCGGUCGGUCGGUGGUAGUGCUAGAGGUAGCAAUGUUUCUCGUAUUACCUGCGAAGCCAUAGACUAGAGACGUGACUUACGUGAAGUACUUGAAGUGCCAUCAUUUCUUCCAUUGUACUUGUGUCAGCUACCUGCAUUGCCUUGGGCACAUAGAUUUAACGUAGAACAUAUUUUUUACAGUAUUCAGAAGUUUUUAAGGGUUUUUAAACUGUAGUUUGGUGCCUCUAAUACAGAGUCUAGAACUAAAUUGAAGAAACAGGUUGCGUAAUGUGUUGCUUAAUAUUGUAUUUAAAUUAACGGGCCACACAAUAAAUUAACUGGCAAUGCUGCUACCAGUAUUUACCGAACAUGCUACAUAAUACUGUAUCUUAUGCAUUUUUUUCUUUACUUUUAAUAAACAGUCUGGAUUUAGAUGAAAAUCAGAUUAUGUGUAAAAAACUAUAUGUAAUAAAUACCAUAAACUAUUAACAUUUAUUCCAUUGUAUUUAAAUAAAUUGUUUUUAUAAUAUUAAUUAUGUUAAGCAUAUUUUUGGAAAGUUAUUUCUUUUAAAAUCUAUGUUAGGUGUUUGUUUGAACUAAGAUUUGAAUGUUAUGAAUUCAUAAAUUUAUUAUUGCCCACCAACAUUAUAGUUUGUGUAUCACAUAUGCACACUUAAAUUAGGAACAAAUUGCCAGGCUUUAUAUAGCAAUAAAUACUAUGUGGCCCGCCAUCUACUGGCGACAAAUAUUAUUGGAUGCGUUUGGUAUUGGAUCUUAAGUAUUUCUUCAAUUUAGGAAACUGACUCAAUACCGAAUAUUACGUUAAAACUAAAUUCCUGUAAAAGUGAGUCGUACUUAGUAAAUAGCAAUAGCGUCUGAAGCAAAUAUUUAUUUGUUAAAAGUGCAGGCAAUAAGAGUAAAGUAAAAUAAUUAAAAACAUCAUAUUUACUUAGGGUAAUCGUUAGUUCCAGUUAAUUUAUGCCUCGUGUCGUCGUGCAUAAGUAAAUUAAAUAUCAUAAAUAAAUUAUACAGUGUUGUCUUAAAUUAUAUUAUUGGCUUCUGUGUCAAUCAGAGUGAAUCAAUCGUAUUCUAAAUAACAAUUGCGCUGUGCGAAAUAUAAAUGUUAGUACUAUGUAUUGUUACUAUUAUUUACAAAUACUAAAAUAUUUAGCGUAUGUUACUGUUCGUGACGACACACUGUGCGUUCCCCGAGUAGUCUAGAUAGAGCUCGGAGCCUUCAGAAGAUGAGAUCUAUUUAUUUAUAGUAGCUGAAAGUGCAGUCAAGUACACACGACGAUCGUCGGCGCUGGCAGGCAAUGCACACACUACGCAUCUAGCAGUGCGUCCGUAUAGCGUACGUUUCGAACUGUGUAUUUGUGCUGCAUACGCCGAAAUAUUAUAUAGAACAUUAAGUCAUGUAUUUUCGUAGACUACUUACCAUACCUGAAGAAACAGCCUUCAAUAUUUAGGGUUUAAUGUUAUGACGUGUUAAGUGGGAAAUAUAGUAAAUAUAAAUCAGGUUCAUAUACUUAUUGUGUAUUUUGAUGUAAGAAUUGAGUGAAAUUGUCUCGUCGUUUUUUUCAACUUGUGUACAAUUUUAGCUUUUGAAAUGUUCUUAUCGUAAGUGCAAAAGUAUUUGUUUAAAUUUUAUGAAUUCUUGAAAUUAUAUUGAUAUUUAUAUGCUUACUUAAUUGAAAACUAAUACCCUAGAUAAAUAUAUGAUAACGAUACAGUGCGAGUAUUCUUACGAUAAUUAUCUUUCAUUUCUUACACAGUAUUUAGCCCCUGUGGGUUUGGGGAGCAUAUUAGUUGCAUGUUCGAUAGCAAUAUUCACGUGCCGUCAUAUAUAAUUUGGUAGCCGCAUUCUGUGGACUGUAAAAUUAUUUUUAUUACAACGAAUACUAAGUUUAUUUAUUUAAGUGCACAGCGGGAGUAACAAACAGUGAGGAUAGGAAUUCGCUUAUAUAAAACCAUUUGGUUUAUUUACGGCCUGGUCUGGCCUUAGCUGAGCUUUGCAUUUUAAUCUAAUAUGCAACAGUUUAAUUGUUAAAACAUGAUAUUCGCGUAAGUAUUUGUUUCUGUAUGCUAAGAACUGAUCAUGUUCCAUGUUGUGGUUAUAUCUUACAAUUGAAUGUACCGAAGCUCAGCUAGUGUCGAACUGAUACGAAGUGUGAAUUGAGGAUCGUGUGAGUAAAAUUGAUAGUACAACCGUGGCUCUGUUGUGCAAACUCCACGGCUACUAUUCGAUAAUAAACUAGGCAUCAACAUGUCAUGUUUCAUAGCACAUUUAAUCGUAGUUUUGUGUCAGUAUAAUUAGAGGAUUUUCACUCUUGUUUAUGGCAUUUUUAAUUUUCAUUUGUGGUGGUUUUUUUUAUAAUUAAUGCGGAUGGAAAGAAUGUUUAAUUUGUGUAUGACAUGUAUCUCUACAUCAUCUAGAUAAGAUCGAACUAACUGUACAGACAGCUGACGAGUAACAAACGAUGACGGGUCUUUAAAACAACAUAAAGGCACACAAUAUAACGAGAGAUCUCGAGUAGCUAACGAUGACGGGUCUUAACAACAUAAAGGCACACAAUAUAACGAGAGAUCUUUAAAAAUAUUGUUAAUAUCAGCAAAGAGCUCUAAAACGAACAUAAAUAAAUAAUAAAAUAUAAACAUGAGCAUUUUAUAAAGACUAAUAAUACUAAAUUACAUACUAACUGCUUGGAUACAACAAAAGUUUCAAUAGGCCUAUACUUAGGUACGCUAUUAUUAUCCGCCGAAAUAUUACGUCACAUAAACAUUGGUCGGCAAUAUACGGAUUUCCACCCGAAUUUUACUUACAUAACGCUAAACUUAGCAUUUACUGUGGAAGUGAUGGCAACAGUUCAUUAAAAUUGUAAUUGAUAUAAUGUAAAAACGCCAUGCUAAGGCUACCUAAUGAAAGUGCGCUGGUGUGGUUUUGCAAACAGUGGGCUGUGAAUUAAUUCAACACUCAUAUUUAGUACAUGAGUAGGUUGACUUGUAGAUUUCAAACCAUCCAAAUAUGCAACUGCAAGUAACUCUGAAAAUAUCAAUUUUUUAAAUGGCUCUUCAAAGAUACCGACGUUUUAGUCGGUCCUCUGUAACAGCCUAUUGAAAUUUUUACAUCCAUGUCAUAUACUUAAAUCUUCUCGUAAUUAUUUUGUGAGAUGAUGUACUGGUAUAAAACCAUUAAGCAUCGAUGCGUAGUUUUCUUUUAAAUUAUAUCAAUAGUGAACAUUUAAAUUAAAUUUCCGUAUGGUAUUGUUGUUAUAUUGUACUAUUAUGCUAUAUUGUAUCGUUUUCUGAAAUAAAAGACUUAAUUUAUGAA